ACUGCUGGGGGACGAUGGGGCUCGGACGGGGCUAAGGGCUAACGGGUUAACUGCGGAGCAUUUAAGGAAUUUUCAACGCUUAAAGUCAUUCCACGCGUUGGGAAUCAAGCAGCCGGGGUCGGUGCGGGCUCUCUCUGUCCGCCCCUCCACGGUCGCCGCCGCCGGGGCCUCCUGUCAUCCGCGGCUCGGUGCUAACCUACGAGCUAACCGGGAUGGACGCCAGGUAGCGGUCGGAUCGGGACGGCGUGGCCGGGGUCGAGGUUCUCUGCAGCGGACAGCGGGGCUACUCCACGGCGCGGCUCUGGCCUGCACUCCGGGGGUCCGGGGGAGGAUGAGGAGCCGAGGGCUGGACCGGACCACGACCACCGCACUGACCUGACCAGGUGACCAGGUGACCAGGUUUGAGAAUGGACGUGUGCAGCAAGAACCCGAACCGUACAGCUCCUGUGAGCGAGGAUGGCCCGGGACAGGGUGACAUCCCGCUCUGUUCCCGGACCAACGGCUGGAGCUGGCCCCCCCAUCCGUUCCAGCUGCUGGCCUGGAUGCUCUACGUCUACUUUGCCGUCACCGGCCUCGGUGUGUUCGUACCGCUGCUGCCAACACAUUGGAUCCCUGCAGGCUACAUUUGCACAGGCAUCAUGUUCGUGUGUCAUCUGUGCGUCCACGUCAUGGCCGUGUCUGUGGACCCAGCCGACUUCAACGUGAGGAUGAAGAGAGACCAGGGUCCGGUCCCCAUGUUUGACCGCUCCAAACACGCCCACGUCAUCGAGAACUGCCACUGCUACCUGUGCCAGGUGGACGUAGGACCAAAGUCGAAGCACUGCAGUGCCUGUAACAAGUGUGUGGCCAACUUUGACCAUCACUGCCGCUGGCUCAACAACUGUGUGGGCAGCAGGAACUACAAGCUGUUCCUCCACAGUGUGGUUUCGGCUCUGUUAGGGGUCUGUCUGGUUCUGGUCUGCGCUUCCUAUGUCUUCAUCGAGUUCUUUCUGGACCCAUCGAAACUUCGCACUGACAAACACUUCCUGGUCAGGAAUGACACGGGUGUGUGGUUCGUCUUCCUCCCUGUGGCUCCUCUGCGUUCAGCGGCAGCAGUCAUUCCUGGUCUGGCGGCCGUUACCAUGGCGUUGGCUCUGCUUUCAUCUAUACUGCUCUGUCACCUGCUCUGCUUCCACAUGUACCUGAUGUGGAACAGACUCAGCACCUAUGAGUACAUUGUACGCCAGCGCCACCGUGUGGACAGCAGGGACCCCAGGAAACCAGGAUCCGUGAAGGAGACCAACGUUGCUGCUGUCAUGAAGGAUGUGAAUUAUCCAGGAACCCUGGGAUACACCAACCCCCAGCUGGACCUGGAGGACUCCCCUACCGCUGCACACGGAGAUACACAGAUCCUGGCUAAUGGAAGAGUGAGGUGUGUGUCCGGUCCUGAUUUGGAGGAAGAGGCUCCCAGCGUCUCCACGGAGCUGAAAGUAGCAGCACACACAGUUCAACACAAACAGAGAAAGAAGAAGAAAAGGGAGUGUCGAGUCCCAGGAAGUGACCAGAUGACCAGAGACCGCUGCCAAGCUGCAGCUCCACCCCCAGACCCCGGGGGUGGGCCCACCGUGUCUCCGGGUCGGCACCUUCCUUUCCCGGUGUUUCCCCUGCGGUCGUCCCUGCCCCCCCUGACCUCGGUCCCGGGGCCUAUCCAGGCCGCCGCCCCCCCGGCCGAGUACCACUCGGACUCUGCCGAGUCUCUGGAGGAGAUCCCGGUGGCGCUGGCCAAGCUGGGCUCCUCCUCCUCCGCCACGGCCGGUGCCGGCGCUGACGCGUCCAUGCCGGCCAGCAGGCCGGCGCCCCCGCCCCCCGUCCUGUCCCCCCACCACAGGACUAAGAGGAAACGCUGCUCCAGGACUAGCAGGGGCGGGGGGGAGCUGCGCAUGGAGAUGGUGUCCAAGCAGCCUCUCUCUGUGUUCGUCAGCCGGACGAGCGGUGAACCCCCCGACCCCUGGGAGGACGAUCUCUCCUCAGGGAGGAGGCAUACUAGCUCCAGACCCGGACCCGGAGCCGGGUCCAGACCAACGUCUCGGACAUCGCUGGGCUCUGGAUCGGCCUCCUGGAUGGAGCGCUGACCUGUCAGCUCAUAUAGCAAUGGCACAUUUCAUUCUAGACUCUUACUCUGAAGAGAUUCUGUGUUCAUUCAUCACCUGACCUUUAAUUUGAAAACCAAAGUGACAUUGUCUGUGUGUUUUAAACUUGUAGAUCUUUUCUCAUACCUGGAGUUUGAAUAAUUACUCCAAUAAUCACUUCACCAGAUUAAAAGUCUCUGCAAUUCUUCCUCAGGUUGGUGCUUUUAUUUUGAUAGAUCCCAUUAAAGGAAGUGGUUCCAUUGUGGGACGGGUGCUGGUGUACAGGUGAGGUGGUCAUGGGACUUUCCUGUCAGAUAUGUGUUUAAAUGAUGGAUGAUCCUACAUAAUAGAGGGUCCGCAUUGAAGUCACUUCCCCACUGGACCAGCCCCCUUACUGCACUGAGUGGCAAAAACAGCUGCAACUAGUGGAGAAGACGGGAUAACAGCUGAUUAUCAGCUUAAAUUAAAGGCAGUUGGAUUUGACAGUGACCCGUACAGUUACCCCAAGAACCAGUGGUCCAUGGACAUUAAUAUUUGGUACAGUUACCAAGAACCAGUGGUCCAUGGACAUUAAUAUUUGGUACAGUUACCAAGAACCAGUGGUCCAUGGACAUUAAUAUUUGGUACAGUUACCAAGAACCAGUGGUCCAUGGACAUUAAUAUUUGGUACAGUUACCCCAAGAACCAGUGGUCCAUGGACAUUAAUAUUUGGCCACGAAUCCAGUUUCCUGAUAUUUAUAUUUACUUAAUUUCUACGCCGGGGAAAUACACGAAGCAAAGCUUGAAGGCUUACAGAAGUCUUGACGCUUGGUCCGACUUCAAGGCAGGAUUUGUUGUAAAAAUUAAAGUGAUGAGGACACCGAACUUUAUGAUUUGACCGUUUAACGUUAGCUACCCAAAAAUCCAACAUUACCUGAUACAAAAUGGGAACCACAAAUCCACGUUUCAGUUCCUGGAAUCCAGUUGUUUCUGCUAAUUGCAGCGAUCCAUUUGUCUCUCUUAAGCUUAUUUUUCGGCAGUCUGUAAAACGAUAACUCCGAUUUCUUGCUAAAUCUAUGAGUACAGUCGAUCCCACAACAGCUCUUUCCCAUUUUAGAUGUUUUCCAGUUGCUCAAACUGAAAGUUUACGCUGCCACUCAGUCUUUCUGACACUCAGUCUUUCUGUCACUCAUUCUUUCUGUCACUUAGGGCGCUUUCACACCUGUGACCCGUUUGUUUUAUUCCGAUUCAGGGGCUAAAUCGAUACAGUGGUUCCGUUUCUCGUUUGUGUUCACAAGGCAAACGUCUGUAGCGGUUCAAAGCUGAUAACAAAUGCCAUUCACGAACCAGCUGCUCUCUGAUUGGUCAAAUGAACGCGGAAGGAGUUUCCUCUUCCGCACCCCGGGAUAAACAACACGCCCCUUUCAGCGCAGACCCAGUGGGCGACACGCCCCUUUCAGCGCAGACUCAGUGGGCGAAACCUGCUUUGAAGUCGCAUCUGUGAAGUCAUGCACAUUCCCUCUAUAGUUGUCCUUCAAAUGACCCUGAAGCAGGUUUUAUGCACAUUAGCUGAUACAGCUCUGUUAACGUGAAUUGAAGGUCAAAUCCACAAACCCAGCCUGUUUUCGUCUUCAAGGGGCAGAUACGGAAGGAUACAUAAAGGGGUUUGAUAGCUCCAUCCCCACAGAUUCUCGUAAGGGGACUGAAGAGCCAGGAAUCCUUCAGGACCAGGAUGUGUCUGAAGCUCCAUCAGAGCAGAGCUGCUCCUUUUAAACCUAUACGUUCUCAGUUAACAAUAACAUGCUCCAUGUGAUGCUAUUAAUCCCAAUUGUGGUCCUGAUGCGAGUCACAAGACCACAUGCAGUGUCUGAAGCUGAGUAUGUGUGUGUCUGUUCAGCAGGACUUUUUGUUAAACAAAAAUCACUGAUUUUUAUUCUCCAAUAAACGUUUCUGU
Molecule: messenger RNA, 4041 nt
Organism: Cololabis saira (Pacific saury)
Lineage: Eukaryota; Metazoa; Chordata; Actinopteri; Beloniformes; Belonidae
Gene: zdhhc1
Product: zinc finger DHHC-type containing 1
Exons: 11
Coding region: 408-2111 (567 amino acids)
Biological process (GO): peptidyl-L-cysteine S-palmitoylation; protein targeting to membrane
Cellular component (GO): endoplasmic reticulum; Golgi apparatus
Molecular function (GO): protein-cysteine S-palmitoyltransferase activity
Source: RefSeq, a predicted model, not a curated record